Messenger RNA from Drosophila santomea, 840 nucleotides. RefSeq lists its product as uncharacterized. The record is from RefSeq and is a predicted model, not a curated record. The transcript has a single exon. Bases 1 to 771 code for a protein of 256 amino acids. NCBI's taxonomy places the organism in Eukaryota, Metazoa, Arthropoda, Insecta, Diptera, Drosophilidae.
AUGAUGCUGGCAAAGAAGACGCUUUCCCGAGCACCAGCUGCUAUAAGGAGCGGAUUGACGUCGAGGACCAAUCAGGUGCGCGGCAUGGAGUCGAUGUUCGAUCCGUAUGAAAAUGGUGUGCCCAGAAUGCCCGCGAUGCGAAAGGAUCUGAAAAAGAAGGAGCCCGUGGACAACACCAAGGUGCCGCUCAAGGACCUGUGUUGGAUGUCGAUGCGGCGCAGUGAGUACAAGUGUCGUUCCGACCCCGAGUUCAAUGUCCCGUCCUUCAUUGACACCCGCAAGAGGUGCCUGGCUGAUCCCUGCGCGACGUCCUAUCCGCCCUCUGACCUCAUCUUCUACAAGCCCACCGACAAGCUGAACCGCAAGUACCAGCGCACCUGGUGCGAGUGCGAGCUGAAAGAGCGCAAAAGGAAGGCAGUCUGCCGGUGCCGUCCGCCCAACUUCUUUCGACGGCCCCUUCGAACCCCGCCGCUCCAGGCUUCACAGGUUUGCCCCGAUGGCAACGAGAGCCUGGGGCUGGGGCUUUGCCGCCCGAAGCCAGCGAAGAGCUCCUGCCCCAGGUUCAAGAUGCCCUUCUGUAAGCCGGCCUCCAAAAAGGGCUGCCGGCCUGGACGCCCUCAAUCCAAUGUCAUUCGCCUCAGGACCAAGUACCCCAGCUUUUCGGAGUGCCAAACGUAUCCGCUUCCCGAUGUGCCUCCCACCCAGUGCUUCUGCAUCAACCAGCCGCCCAUGUGCGUGGUUUGGAACUACUACCGCAUGAAGAAGUCUUAGUUGCCUAGGUCGUCCUACAGUUACCAAUUGCCAAGCAUAAGAUUCGAAUAAACAACAGGAUAUACAAUA